AUGGCGAACCUUCGCAAGUCCAAAAGCGAAAAUUGUCUCUUGCAGCUUAAAGUAAUGUUGAAGAAACCCGCGGAUUCAGCUACACCUGCUAAGAAAUGCCGCAUUUUGAACAAGAUAUUCUCGGAUCCAGUGAGAAAAAAGAGUUACGAUCUUCAGGCACUUACUCUGUCCUCGUUACCGCUAUUACCGAAAUUUGUCAACAACAAUUACGACAAUAUCAAACUGCUUACAUAUGAGGGGGAUCUGUGGCUGCGAGAAAUGUCACGGUUAAAGAAACCAAGCUGGCGAAAAAGACGUUGUGUUUUGCUGGAGGACAAGCUGCACUGUUAUGAAACCAAAAAAGGCGUUCUUACCUACUCCGGACUAAUUCUUAGAAUAUCCGAGGUUGUUACGUUAUCGAUUGAAGAAUCAGACUGCAUAAAAAUUUGUGACAUUGAUGGAGGAACGCGUUUAUUCCGUUGCAAUUCUGAGGAUGAAAGAAACGAGUGGAUGACUGCUUUGCUUUCGGCGAAAGCAAUCAAUUUGGUUAAGUACCACUGA
Porites evermanni is the source of this 540-nucleotide messenger RNA. NCBI's taxonomy places the organism in Eukaryota, Metazoa, Cnidaria, Anthozoa, Scleractinia, Poritidae. The record is from the annotation of a GenBank genome assembly.